Molecule: messenger RNA, 3523 nt
Organism: Fundulus heteroclitus (mummichog)
Lineage: Eukaryota; Metazoa; Chordata; Actinopteri; Cyprinodontiformes; Fundulidae
Product: nuclear receptor subfamily 5 group A member 2
Exons: 7
Coding region: 444-1865 (473 amino acids)
Biological process (GO): regulation of transcription by RNA polymerase II; hormone-mediated signaling pathway; tissue development
Cellular component (GO): RNA polymerase II transcription regulator complex
Molecular function (GO): RNA polymerase II cis-regulatory region sequence-specific DNA binding; zinc ion binding; nuclear receptor activity
Source: RefSeq, a predicted model, not a curated record
CAAGUCCAAAAAUUUAGGCCCAAUGAUUGCCUGUGGAUUCCUUGAAGAUGGAUCGAGCCAUCAUAAUACCUAAUAAAUCAGUAUAAUAACAAAGAGGAAUUGGACGGCCAUAUUGUUAGAUUAAAUCGGACGGAAGAUCAAAAAAUAUUAACUGAAAUUACGCAUAUAAUUAACGUCCAUGGAGGAUCAUUAAAAGGAGAUUACAAUUUUUCAAAAUGAAAUAGGCUACACAAAUACAGCAAUUGCGUAACAGUUAACGCAUGGCAGGUGGAAAGGAAGAGCGAAUUAACGAAAAAUAAAUACAGAAAAUGUUUAAGUCAUGAAUGAGAUGUCGUAAUUUAUGUUCAAUAUUUUAUAGUCGUGCGAAAAAUUAUAGGCAGAAAUAAUCGAAGCCUGAUUCGAGGAGACAACAACAACAACACAAAUGCGUGACUCUGAAGGUGAUGGAAUACACAUACGAUGACGAUCUGGAAGAGCUGUGUCCUGUGUGCGGAGACAAAGUGUCCGGAUACCACUACGGGCUGCUCACCUGCGAAAGCUGCAAGGGCUUCUUCAAGCGGACGGUGCAGAACAACAAGAGGUACACAUGUGCGGAGAACCAGGAGUGUAAGAUAGACAAAACCCAGAGGAAGAGGUGUCCGUUCUGCCGCUUCCAAAAAUGCCUCAACGUUGGCAUGCGCCUCGAAGCUGUGCGUGCAGAUCGUAUGCGUGGGGGGAGGAACAAGUUUGGACCCAUGUACAAGAGAGACAGGGCCUUGAAACAGCAAAAAAAGGCUUUGAUACGAUCCAAUGGGUUCAAGCUGGAGACCUCGGCCCCCCCACCAGCCUCCCCCUUGCAGACUGACUACAGCUUUACUGGCACCCUACACGCUCUGCCCACCAUCUCUAAAAGUCUGCUGCCCUCCACUCCGAUCUCCAUCACCUCCACAGACUACGAGGCCAACCUCUAUGGACCUACAUCGUUAGGCAUGGCCAUGCAGUCCCAUGUGCCCCUUACCCCCCAGUAUCAGUACACAGCAUUCCCCAACAGGGCAAUUAAAGCCGAGUGCCCCGACUACACCAGCUCCCCUGAAUCCAUCACAGGAUACCCCUAUCCAGAAGUGUACCCCUCAGGCUCUCCGCAGCCGCCAAGCCUGCCGCCUUUGGUUGUGGAGCUGCUCCGCUGUGACCCAGACGAGCUGGUGGUACAGAACAAGAUCGUGGCUCAUCUGCAGCAGGAGCAGAGCGGCAGGGGCCGAAUCGACAAGCCCAGCACCUUCAGUCUGAUGUGUCGCAUGGCGGAUCAGACCCUCUUCUCCAUAGUGGAGUGGGCUCGGAGUUGCAUCUUCUUCAAGGAGCUGAGGGUGGGAGAUCAAAUGAAGCUGCUGCACAACUGCUGGUCUGAACUUCUGGUCCUGGAUCACAUUUUUAGACAAGUUCAACAUGGAAAGGAAGACAGUAUCCUGCUGGUGACUGGCCAGGAGAUUGAACUUUCAUCCAUUUUGUCACAAGGAGAGACAACUCUGUCCAGUCUGGUGCAGAGAGGUCAGGAGCUCGCAGCGAGGCUGCGGGUGCUGCAGGUCGACCGCAGGGAGAUGGCUUGUCUCAAGUUCCUCUUUCUGUUUAACCCCAAUGUAAAGCUGCUGGAGAACCAGGCAUUUGUGGAGGGCGUGCAGGAGCAGGUGAAUGGAGCUCUGCUUGAAUACACUCUGUCCACCUACCCUCAGUUCCAGGAUAAGUUCAGCCAGUUGGUGGUUCAGCUGCCCGAGCUGCGCUCCCUCAGCACGCAGGCUGAGGACUACCUUUGCUACAUGCACCUGAGCGGAGAGGUAACCUGCAACAACCUGCUCAUCGAGAUGCUGCACGCUAAGAGAGCGUGUGUGUGAAGAAGACGCACACAAGUGUUCUACCACCAAGUGUUCAAUUUCUGUUUGAGACUGUGUGUGUGUGAGUGUGUGAGAGAAUGUGUGUGGAAAUUAAAAAAGAAAAGGUAAAAGGUUUCACACUGGGUCAUCUUUGUUAGGGCUUUUCCUAGGGUCAAAGGGGAAAAAGAUGUUUCAGAGUUUGUAAUUUAAAGGUUUGGAGAUUUUGAAUGUUUCCAUUUUCAUAUCCUGCACAGCUACUUUAACAUGACCUUAAAACUGGAUUUUCUACUCUGUUUGCAAACAUCUGAAAUAGGGUUUAUUGGGGGAAGUUGCGUUCUUUUUGAAUGAGCAUGAAUAAAACAAGUACAGUCAAGUUAUUUUACAUAGUGCAGAGCUGCUGUCUACAGUGAGCUAAAACUGCGUUCCUAUAAUACCACCCUGACUCUAAGCUGUGAAGUGUUCUGCUGCGGGGGACCUGUUUGCCACGCCCGCUUUACAGCAGAUUUUGUUGCCUUCUUUCGGAAAUCACAUAUGUGCUGCCUGGAACGAGCUCUCCUUUAAGGAAGCUUGUUUUAGGUGCAAAACUGAACAUAGAUCAUUUUAUUUAAAUAAAAACAGACUUUUUAAUUACUGUUGUAGAAAAUAUAAUGCAUCAAGGACUUGAGUAAAGUGCUGAUUAACGGGACAAUCAAAAAUCUUAAUGUCACACACCCAACUUCCAUGAGUGGUUUUUGAACCUCACAGAAACACCCUUUUCCUCACCUCAGGGGUGAAGGGUCAAAUAAAUGUUAAAAUAACAGCUGAAGCUGGAGUGCGUGACAUUUGUCUCCAAUUUUUGACUAUACUUUACAACACCAUGACACACUGGUCUUGUUAGACUAGGUAAGAAUGCACAUAAUCUCUUUAAUGCUACAGGCUGCCAAAAUGUAAAAAACUAAUUGGGUUCUGUAGAGUUGUGUUUUCAUUUAUUUAUUUAAAAUGUGAUAUCUCAAAAACUUCUUAAUGAAAGUUUUCUUAAUGAAAAACAUUCCUAUUGAACUGAACAUCAAAACACAAAGAAAAUACAAAAAGUAAAAGAUAGAGUGAGAAAGUGAGCACUGAAUAAAAAAUGAAAUGCAAAUGAAGUAAACAGGAAUGUUUGGUCAGGGAUAAAAAUAUGUGCAAGUCAGGACAGAAAUAGCAUGAAGGAGAGGGGGAAUUUAUGAACAAAUGUUUGGCGAGGGGAAUUAAAAAAGACAGCAGCUUUAGAGAUGUGAAAAGGAAGAGGAAGGUUGUGUAAAUGCUUGUCCUUCAGCUUUCCCUGAUAGCACAUGGGGGGGGGGAGGGGUGUUGGGGAGGGUUGGCCACAUAUUGACUUCUGUUUAUUUCCACCAUUUAUUAAUUAGGUUCCCUGAGUCCUGAGAGCAACUGAAUCUCAGAAAUCACGAUGUUUCAUAUUCAUUAACGCUUCAACUCUGAACCAAAGAUGGACUCAUCUGUGUAGACAUAGAGUCAGGCUACCUUCUGACCAUGUCCCCCGUUUAUUCCCACCCAGCAAUGUGUGGCCAUCUAUCCCACACCACUCCACCCACUGACAAACAGGCUUUGUGGUUUGGUUGGUCCGUUGGCAGAAUUAGAAAAAAAGUUUACCAGAUUUGAUGAGAUCCAGUCUUGAUCCAGGAUUUUGAUUUUGAUUUGGA